AUGAAUCCACUUGAUCUAAGUAAAUUUUCAAUAUCUUCCGAUGAAGAAAAGUUGGCACAGGAACUGAAAGGCACACACCUUGUUAUCAAAAAGACACUUCCUAUGUUUUCAAUAGAAGAAAACAAGACAACAAAACAAGAAACACAAUACUUACCACAGCCCACUUGUAAUGACAAGGACGACGGCUGGGGUGAAGGACCUCCUUCUUAUACAGCGAUAUCACAAGGAACUUAUUUUGGCUUCAACUCAAAGCGUUUAGUCGCUUCAAAGAUAAGCCUGUAUCAUUCACAAGUCAUCUGA
Molecule: messenger RNA, 300 nt
Organism: Rhizopus microsporus ATCC 52813
Lineage: Eukaryota; Fungi; Mucoromycota; Mucoromycetes; Mucorales; Rhizopodaceae
Exons: 2
Coding region: 1-300 (99 amino acids)
Source: RefSeq, a predicted model, not a curated record